AUGGUAGCUCUUGGAUGCCUGCGUCUCCCAGGGCACGGAGGCGCCACGGCUGUCUGCACGUUGGACGAUGCUGCUGGCAUGCCGCGGGAAGAUUGGCGCGCAAAUGUAGAGCUAGGUGGCCUGAUGAGGAUCGCCUCAUCUGCCUUUUAUCGCCCAGCACCACUAGGCGGCAACGGCACUUGGGAGAAGUGGCAUGGAGACCCGUAUCCUCCACUACCAGACUGGUUCCCUUUGGAGGCACUAUGA
Alternaria arborescens is the source of this 246-nucleotide messenger RNA. RefSeq lists its product as hypothetical. The coding region runs from base 1 to 246 and encodes 81 amino acids. The record is from RefSeq and is a predicted model, not a curated record. The transcript has a single exon. NCBI's taxonomy places the organism in Eukaryota, Fungi, Ascomycota, Dothideomycetes, Pleosporales, Pleosporaceae.